Coregonus sp. 'balchen' is the source of this 16790-nucleotide messenger RNA. NCBI's taxonomy places the organism in Eukaryota, Metazoa, Chordata, Actinopteri, Salmoniformes, Salmonidae. The record is from the annotation of a GenBank genome assembly.
AUGACCAGUCUCUUUCGUGGUUUCAUAGCAUUUCUGGUUGAAUGUUUCUCCCCAUCUGCUCUCCUAUUGCAGUGUCGUACAGUGAAGAUCACCAUCCUCGGGGAUGAGGGGGUGCCGGUGCAGGUGGACGGAGAGGCCUGGGUCCAGCCCCCGGGGUACAUCAAGAUUAUCCACAAGAACCGCACCCAGACUCUCACCAGAGACCGAGUGAGUACACAUCUAUGGGGUCCCACAAAUGCUUUAUUUCUAGGGCCUCGAGUUUUGCCUGAGCAAGUGACCUGACCAAGUAGGAUCCAGUUUUUCCAGGUCCGGUCGUGGUCCGGAAAUACUCGGCAUCCUAACAUUGGCCUUCAACCUAACAAAUUGUGACUCAUUCCGUGAAUACGCUAUAUAUUAAAUUUCAGUGCAAAUUAAGGGAAAAGGCACAGCUUCUCCACAGUUCUGCAGUUGUAAUUGACAUUUGGAUUUAUUAUGGAUUCCCAUUAGCUGCUGCUAAAUUAAGGCAGUUAUACAAUUUUUAAAACAUUACAAUAUAUUCACAACAGAUUUCACAACACACUAAGUGUCUGCCCUCAGGCCACUACUCUACUAGCACAUAUCUACAACGCAAAAUCCAUGUGUGUGUAUAGUGCGUAUGUUAUCAUGUGUAUGCAUGUGUCUGUGCCUGUGUUUGUGUCUCUUCACAGUCCCUGCUGUUCCAUAAGGUGUAUUUUUAUCUAUUUUUAAAUCUAAUUUUACUGCUUGUAUGAGUUACCUGAUGUGGAAGACAUCAAAACUAUGAAAUAACACAUAUGGAAUCAUGUAGAACAAAGAAAAAGUGUUAAACAAAUCCAAAUAUAUUUUAGAUUCUUCAAAUAGCCACCCUUUGCCUUGAUGACAGCUUUGCACACUCUUGGCAUUCUCUCAACCAGCUUCAUGAGGUAGUCACCUGGAAUGCAUUUCAAUUAACAGGUCUGCCUUCUUAAAAGUUACCUUGUGGAAUUUCUUUCCUUCUUAAUGCGUUUGAGCCAAUCAGUUGUUGUGACAAGGUAGGGGGGGUAUACAGAAGAUAGCCCUAUUUGUUAAAAGACCAAGUCCAUAUUAUGGAAAGAACAGCUCAAAUAAGCAAAGAGAAACGACAGUCCAUGAUUACUUUAAGACAUGAAGGUCAGUCAAUACGGAAAAUGUCAAGAACUUUGAAAGUUUCUUCAAGUGCAGUCGCAAAAACCAUCAAGCGCUUUGAUGAAACUGGCUCUCAUGAGGACCGCCACAGGAAUGGAGGACCCAGAGUUACCUCUGCUGCAGAGGAUAAGUUCAUUAGAGUUACCAGCCUCAGAAAUUGCAGCCCAAAUAAAUGCUUCACAGAGUUCAAGUCACAGACACAUCUCAACAUCAACUGUUCAGAGGGGACUGUGUUAAUCAGGCCUUCAUGGUCAAAUUGCUGCAAAGAAACCACUAGUAAAGGACACCAAAAAGAAGAUUAGACCUGCUUGGGCCAAGAAAACACGAGCAAUGGACAUAAGACCUGUGGAAAUCUGUCCUUUGGUCUGGAGUCCAAAUCUCCAAUUUGGACUCCAGACCUAAAGAAUGGGCUUUAGGUGAGGCAGGUGAACCUGUAGCUAUAUUACUUCAACAGUAUUUAACAUGAGAUCAUGUCUAAGCUUUACAGGAAUGUGGUUCUUAAUAUAGUAUGCAAUACCGCCCCUAUUGGCAUUUCUGUCUUUUCUGUAGAUGUUAUAACCAUGUAUUGCUACCACUGUAUCAUCAAAGAUAUUAUCUAAAUGAGUUUCAGAAAUAGUCAGAAUAUGAAUGUAAUAUGUUACUAGCAAGUUAUUGACUUCAUGAACCUUGUUUCUUAGGCUACAUACGUUAACAUUUUCAGCACUUUUCUGGGAUGCUUGAUUGUUUUCAUUGCUUUACUGGGAAGCUUAGCAGAAGUAGACAUGCUCAUGCUUAGGGCUGUGGCGGUCAUGAAAUUUUGUCAGCCGGUGAUUGUCAAGCAAAUCACGGUAAUUGACCAUUCAUUAAUAUAAACACAUUUAGCAUCUCCUGGCUUCCACACAUAGCCUACAAGCUACUGAUGCAGACCUUUGGAACAUCUACAUUUAAAAAAGUAUAAUAAAUCCAUGUAAUAUAGCCUACACCAUCACAAUAAAUCCAUGAUUUAUUUUAGACCGUUGUAAAGAAACAUGAUAUGAAGAAAAUGUUGUCUAUUUCAGAAGAACAUAAUAGCAUACUCUGAGUUGUCCUCAUGUUAGGGCCUGAUCUGGCAAUGCCAUAUGGCUGUGGGCUACACUAGUUCAUUUAGCAGACAAGAUUUGCUUAGAAUUCCGUGGCAUUAUUUUAUAUUAAUUUAUAGUAUGAAGAAUACAAUUGAACAUAGCUGAAUAAAAUAGAAAAUGCAUUUUCUCCAAACGAUUUGAGGGAGUGCGCACAUGCGGCUAUUCGGUGUUGAGCAGUUAACAAAGAAACAGGCUAUGUGCUUAAUUUAGUUAUUUAUGUAACUUUAGUUGUGAUACAAAUGUUGGGCUAUGUGUUUAGAUUUUUAGGCUGCAUGAUGAUGUGAAAAAAGUUGCUUGAAAGGCAUGAGCUCUGCUUAGUUUUUUGCGCAGGCUGUACACACUUCAUCAGUCUCUCAUUCACAAUUUGACAAGCACUUGAUAAUGCCUCGAAUUUCCCGUAAUGACCCCUAAAAAAAAUCCAUGCCUUUUGUGGCCAGUGGCCGUUGUGCCCUUGGGCUGAAAAUAAUAAUAAUAAUUCCCUUCUCCUGGCUGCGUGCCGAAGCACCUCUCACUCACAUGGCUCUCCGUCAUAUAAUCGGUCUUUCUCACAAGCUACAAGUGAAGACGGACACAUCGGGGACGCAACUACACGUGUCCUUAUCCAAUUCCGAGGUGCAUAUUGAAGAUAUUGGAAGAACUUUCCACAUUUACUUUUCAUCAGCCAACAAGAUGAGUAGGCCUAAUGAACAGCAAAAGCACUAGCCUAUGUCAAUCUACUAUCCCCCAUAGUAUAAAAGUUGACCUAUUUAGCGGAAACAAAUACAUCUCAUCUAUGCACUUAAAUAGCGAAUGGAGGACGCUUUUCCCGUGGUUCAUUUUCAUCCCAGACAGGUAGGCUAUAGUCCUGUUGUAAAGCGAAGCAAUGUGCUUAAUAUUAGGAAAGUAGAGAAAUAAAUAUAGUAGGCCUAGCCUAUAGAAAGCUGAUGGGAUCCUCCUCUUUUUAAUAGAGGCCAUCACUCUGUUUUCUUGCGCAAUUGCAUAGCCUAUAGAAAUGUUGCGCAACAUGAGCUCAUGGGCUCUCAUGUAGUGUUUCAUUAAAUGUUCGAUUACAUUUGCUUUGAUGUCAUAGUGAUUAGAGGGACAAUAGAGUGCUGAGUACCAGGCAGGUAGCAAGUUUGGUAGGCUACUAAUGACCAUCGGUAGCAUCAGAGCUUGGAGAAACCUUAUUACCGUGACUACACGGUCAUGUGGAAUUUGACUGCCAUCAUGACUCGUGACUGCCGGUGUGGCGGUAAUACGGUCACCGUAACAGCUCUGCUCAUGCUAUUUAUGUUAGUGCAGGGUGAGCUGCACACAGUGGACUUCCUACUAGAGCACGCCUCAAUGCUAACAGUAUAAAUCUGGUUCAUAGGCACAUGAUUACGGCAUACAAUAGCUGUAUGAGCAGCAGAAGCAUUCAUGGUAGUUAGAGGGACAUAAAUUAGGUUACUUACAUUGUGUCUUCCAACACCCCUGGUAUAAUGUACAUUUGCUGAAGCAUUAUGACAACUCAGCAUCACAAUUGUAGGGAUUAACUGAGCAGGAUUGGGUCAUUGAUAGUCAUUGUCAUUGUCUCAACGCAGCCUUAAAAUGCUGUGAAAGGAUCCAGGAACCCAAAUGAUUUGGGUGGAUCCCAUCCUCCUUAUAAAACGAGCUUUGUUUCCAGAAGGUAUCAAAAUUGUCAAUAAAUAUUACACCCACAGAGCUGCAAUAGUCUCGUAGCCAGUUAUGGAGGUCUAAAAGUCUGCUGAAACGUUCAAUGCCACGGUUUAGGGAGGGCAGAGGGCCAGAUAUUAUGGGGAGUUUGUUGGUGUCAAGCAGUGACCCAAUCAGUUCUUUAAAAUCCAUCUUUAGCUGUUCUGAGCUGCCCUUCAUAAUGUCAUUGAAUCCCACAUUAACUAUGAUAGACUCAAUUUCCUGAUGCAGGUUUAAAAUGUUUGGGAGCAGCUUAUUGAUUUCCUGUACUCGUGCUCCUGGAUAGCACAACGUUUUUGCUCCAGGUACUGAGACAUUUCUCACCAUUGAACUGCCCAAUACAACGGCCGGAGAAGGGAAUGGAGAAAUCCGCCCAUUCCUACCCCUCACACAAUUCGUUGAACCUUUCACGGUUCAAUGAUUUGACAUGAUUUGUAUCUGUCUUGUGUGAAUGUUGCCGUUAUAUUGCGGUCAUAUGUUUAAUUGACAUAUCUCAUCUGACUUGCCACAACUAUAGUUCCCUCUGGGAAUAAUACAGCUAUUAUAUUCUAUCCUAUUCUAUUCUAUUUAUCCUGUUGCCUGCUUGUCCCAGGCCUUUGAGAGCACGCUGAAGUCGUGGGAAGACAAGCAGAGGUGCGAGUUCCCCCGUCCGCUGCCCCAGUAUGCAUUGCAGCCGGAGAUCGUAUCCGAGGAAGAAGCCUCCCAGAUCAACGUGUUUGGCCAGGCGGCCGGCGCCCUCAUCCACAGGUAAGAUACAAUUAAUAAUAGCAUUAGAUUAAAGCAGGGUAGGGUUCAAUUCCAUUUAGAUUGAAAAUUGUCGCAGACCAUGAUAUACAGUGCCCUCGUGGGUUAUCUAACGGCCAAACUAUACCAGACACUCAAAUGCUCUGUUUGCUGUUUCUGGCCAAAAACAGCACUUACAGAACGCUUGUGAUAUGCUUGCAGUGUAGUUUCCCAGUAACAUUAGUAGUUCGAUGUCGUAACGAACUGUGUGUGUUCCCAGUAUCCGAGAGAUCGCCCAGUCCCACCACAGUAUGGAGCAGGAGCUAGCUCAUGCCGUCAACGCAAGCUCAAAGGCCAUGGACGUGGUCUACGCCAACUCCAAGAGCACAGGGGUACGUGGGGCUCCUGUUCUACCUUUCUUUUAUACCAGUCAACCAACUUCUAGUAAUACAGGGGUGCCCAACAUACGGCCCACGUGGCAAAUGCGGCAGUGCCAAUCUUUUUUGGCUCAUACGGUGCCUUCAGAAAGUAUUAAUACUUAUUCCACAUUUUGUUGUGUUACUGCCUGAAUUCAUAAUAGAUUAAAUAUAUUGUUUGCUCACCCAUCUACACACCAUACUCCAUAAUGACAAAGUGAAAACAUGGUUUUUGAAAUUUUGUAAAUGUAUUGAAAAGGAAAUAGAGAAAUAUGACAUUUACAUAAGUAUUCACACCCCUUAGUGAAUAUUCACUUUUGGCAGCGAUGACAGCUAUGAGUCUUUCUGGGUAAGUCUCUAAGAGCUUUCCACACCUGGAUUGUGCAACAUUUGCCCAUUUAUUCUUUAAAAAAUUCUUCAAGCUCUGUGAAAUUGGUUGUUGAUCAUUGCUAGACAACACUUUUCAGGCCUUGCCAUAGAUUUUCAAGUAGAUUUAAGUCAAAACUGUAACUCAGCCACUCAGGAACAUUCACUGUCUUCUUCGUAAGCAACUCCAGUGUAGAUUUGGCCUUGUGUUUUAGGUUAUUGUCCUGCUGAAAGGUGAAUUCACCUCCCAGUGUCUGGUGGAAAGCAGACCUAAACCAGGUUUUACUCUAGGAUUUUGCCUGUGCUUGGCUUCAUUCCGUUUCUUUUUUAUACUGAAAAACUCCCUAGUCCUUAAUGAUUACAAGCAUACCCAUAACAUGAUGCAGCCAACACUGUGCUUGAAAAUAGAAACUGGUACUCAGUAAUGUGUUGUAUUGGAUUUGCCCGAAACGUAACACUUUGUAUUCAGGACAAAAAGUUCAUUGCUUUGCCACAUUUUUUUCUGGCCUUUUUUUUCGUUGAGUUCUCGAAUUCAAUAUAAUUUAUUGCGGCAGAACAUAGGAAAAAGAGUUGUGUUCUGUUCAUAAAUAUGGAUUCCCCCUGUGAAGAAACAGUAUAUUAUAAUACCAUAAGCCACAAACUUACGGCAGUAAAACCUAUCCUCCCAACCACCUCGAGUCUCCUGCUUUCACUCAAUUCCCUGGUUUAAUAAGAGCAAUGGGAGUCAGUUGCAGCCAAAUAUAUUGGCACCCUUGCGCUUUUCUUAAAUAAUUCCCUAUUUCUUCAAAAAAAUUACUUUAUUGGAUUUUCAACAUUGCAGAAUUGAUUUUAUUUUUGUAAACUUAAGUUUACGAUUUUAAUUUAGAAAAGAAAGACAAAUUGCAUGGACAAAAUUAUUGGCACCUCGUAAGCUAGUACUUGGUUGCACAGCCUUUGGCCAAGAUAACUGCAGACAAACGCUUAUUGUAGUCAUCAAUUAGCUUUCUGCACCUUUCUACCUUAAGGUUGGCCCACUUUUCAGCAGCAAACUGCUCUAAUUCUUCAAUAUUUGAGUGGUGCCCUCCACCAAGUGCUGUUUUCAGAUCUCGCCAUAGGUUUUGGAUGUUCCAGAUAUGGACUCUUCGCUGGCCACUACAGAACAGUUCACCAUCUCUUCUUAACCCUUCCUGGGUGCUCUUUUUUAAUGUGUGUUUGGGGUCGUUGUUCUGCUGGAAGACCCACAACCUUCAAUGGAGACACUGGGUUGAACAUUGGACUAAAAAACACCUGAUAAUCUGCUGAUUUCAUGAUCCCUUAUGCACGUUCAAGGGCCACCCGGGGCCAGAGGCAGGAAGGUAACCCCAAAGCAUACCCAUAUUUGAUUGUAGAAAGGGUUUUAUUUUUAUUGAAUGCUUCAUUUGGUCAUCAGUAAACACCGCGCUGAUCUGUAUUCCCAAAGAGCUCUAAUCUUUUUUCAUUGUUCCACAGAACAUUCCCCCCAGGGUUUAGGCUUGUGUAGGUGGGUUUUUGAGAAGUUCAAUCAGGCUUUCUUGUGUCUCCUUCAGCAUUGGGGUCUUCCUAUGUUUACCAACGGCCAAAUGAAGCUUUCAAAGAAAAGAACACCCUCCCUACAAUCUAUUAUUAGGGAGGUUCAAUAAUGCUGUGGGAUUGCUUUGCUGCCUCUGGGGGCCUUGAAUGUGUGCAAGGUAUCAUGAAAUCAGCAUAUUAUCAAGGUGUUUUGGAGUGCAAUGUUCAACCCAGUGUCCAAAAACUGUCUCUGUUAAAGGUUGUGGGUCUUCCAGUUGGACAACAACCCAAAACACAUUAAAAAAAAGCACCCUGGAAUGGUUCAAGAAGAAACACUGAACUGUUCUGGAGUUGCCAGUGAUGAGUCCAGAUCUGAAUUGCGAGAGCUGAAAACAGCAGUUGGUGGAGGGCACCCCUGCUGAAAAGUGGGCCAAAUUGCCAGUAGAAGCAAGCUCAUUGAUGGCUACAAGAAGCAUUUGUAGGCAGUUACACUACAUGGACAAAAGUAUGUGGACACCUGCUCGUCGAACACCUCAUUCCAAAAUAUCAUUUCAGCCACAAGAGCAUUAGUGAGGUCGGCACUGAUGUUGGGCGAUCAGGCCUGGCUCGCAGUCAGGGUUCCAAUUCAUCCCAAAGGUGUUUGAUGGGGUUGAGGACAGGGCUCUGUGUAGGCUAGUCAAGUUCUUCCACACCAAUCUCGACAAACCAUUUCUGUAUGGACCUCGCUUUGUGCACGGGGACAUUGUUAUACUGAAACAGGAAAGUGCCUUCCCAAACUAUUGCCACAAAGUUGGAAGCACAGAAUCAUCUAGAAUGUCAUUGUAUGCUGUAGCGUUAAGAUUUCCCUUCACUGGAACUAAGGGGCCUAGACCGAACCAUGAAAAACAGCCCCAGACCAUUAUUCCUCCUCCACCAAACUUUACAGUUGGCACUAUGCAUUCGGGCAGGUAGUGUUCUCUUGGCAUCCGCCAAACCCAGAUUCAUCCAUUCGGACUACCAGAUGGUGGAGCGGGAUUCAUCACUCCAGAAAACGCAUUUCCACUGCUGCACAGUCCAAUUGCGGCAAGCUUUACACCACUCCAGCCAACGCUUGGCAUUGCGCAUGGUGAUCUUAGGCUUGUGUGCGGCUGCUCGGCCGUGGAAACCCAUUUCAUGAAGCUCCCGAAGAGCAGUUCUUGUGCUGACGUUGCUUCCAGAGGCAGUUUGGAACUCAGUAGUGAGUGUUGCAACCGAGGACAGACGAUAUUUACGCGCUACGCACUUCAGAACUCAGUGGUCCCGUUCUGUGAGCUUGUGUGGCCUACCACUUCACGGCUGCGCCGUUGUUGCUCCUAGACGUUUCCACUUCACAACAAUAGCACUUACAGUUGACCUGGGAAGCUCUUGCAGGGCAGAAAUUUGAUUGGUUGCAUCCUAUGACGGUGCCACAUUGAAAGUCACUGAGUUCUUCAGUAAGGCCAUUCUACUGCCAAUGUUUGUCUAUGGAGAUUGGAUGGUGGUGUGCUCAAUUUUAUACACCUGUCAGCAACGGGUGUGUCUGAAAUAGCCAAAUCCACUAAUUUGAAGGGGUGUCCACAUACUUUUGCAUAUAUAGUGUAUCUUAGUCAAAAGCUGUGCAACCAAGUACUAGCUCCGGGGUGCCAAUAAUUUUGUCCAUGCCGUUUGUCAUUAAUUUAUCAAUUCAAAUUGUAAACUUAAGUUUACAAUAAUACAAUUGGUUCUAUAAUGUUGAAAAUCCAAUAAGGUGUGGAGACCAAAAGUUGUUCAAUUUCAACUUAUUUUAGAAGAAAUAGGGAAUUAUUUCAGAAAAGUGCAAGGUUGCCAAUAUAUUUGGCCGCAACUGUAUGAAAGGGAAAGUGGUAUACCUAGUCAGUUGUACAACUGAAUGCAUUCAACUGAAAUGUGUCUUAUGUGUUUAACCCAACCCCUCUGAAUCAGAGAGGUUAGAGCUAGGUGAGUUGUAGGUUACAGAGGAUACAGUAAAGUGAAGGGGAAAUCUAGAUUUUUUGAAUUAUUUAAUGAUAUAUAUUGAUAUAUAUUUGGCUAAGGUGUAUGUAAACUUCCGACUUCAACUGUAUCCACUCUAGCAGAGCCCUUAUGGCAAAGUGACGGAUAUGACCUUGCAUUCUUCCCCCAAUGUCAUCAAUGUUCCUAAGCCUAUAAGAGGCUGCUCUCUAGUGGUCAAAUAGAGGCACUAACACCACAACAUUAGGAUUUGCAGUUGGAUGUUCAUUUUGUAAGUAAUCAAAACAUUUGAAAUGCAAUGAAAAUAUAUUUGUUUUAUGUAGGCCUACCACUUUUUUUAAGAAAAUAUGUUUUUAUGGCGUAAAACGCCCUGGAGGGGGGUGCCCUGCAGGAAAACACCAGAGGUGUGGCGCAAAGUCCCUCAGAUCUGGAACAAAGUCAAAACAUGACAUUGGGUAGUAGGGUUAAUGUUAGUGUCAGUAUACUAUCUAACUGUCAGUAUACUAUCAUCUGUCUUUCUCAGUCUUCCAUCUCUGUUAAUCACCCUUCUCUCUCUCUCUCUCUCUCUCUCUCUCUCUCUCUCCCACUCCUUACUGAGGGCCCUUUUAUCUUCCUCACAUCUUUUUGUCCUUAAUCAUGGCCUCUCUCCUCCUUAUUUAGAGUCUUCUAAAUCUCCUCAAGCCUCUGCCUCUGAUGGUCGAUGGCGUCGCUGCAACAUUCUCUCCUGGCCCUCCCACCUCAUCGUCAACUUCUCCUUCUCCAUAUCUAUCUUUUCUCUUUGUUGGUGUUUGUUUCUUCAUCAACUCCUCUUUCUCAAUAUUCUGUCUGUUUCUCUCAAGCUCCUACCGCACUCUCUCUAUUUCCACAUUCCUCUGCACCUCGUCUUAUUUCUAUUUCACCACCUCAACCAGGAUCAUUGCCGUUUCCUUCUCCUUGAAGGCUGCUCAUAUCUCCUCCAUCCAUUCUGCCUUGAGGGCCACCUGCUGUUCCUUUCUCCUAAGAAUGUUCUUCUCUGACCCCAGCUGCUUCCAUUUCUCUCCUCCCAACCACCUCCUCCCUCUUGUCCAUCUCUAUUCCUAAUUACUUUCAUGGCCCCAGUCGCAUUUACAACCAAAUUAUUUUCCUGUGCAAAUUCCAUUGAAGAUUCUGGGGUGGUUGCAGCCCUAAAAGAUUACAGUUCAUUAAUUGAUAUGAAUCACACCUAAGUAUUUAUCACCUGAAAGUGUGGGGUGCUGAUAGUACAGUUCUACUGUAGAAGACUUCAGAAACCUGCCACUCAUCUUAUUCUGUGUUGGCUGCCUUUUUGAUCUUUUUUUCACAUGUAAUAAUAAUAAAUAAAGAAUCCCAAAAAUAUAUGAACAGAUACAAAACAAAAUGUUGGUAUUUUGUUGAGUGAUCUUCUGAAUCGUGCUCAAACUGCUAUCCAAAAUUAAAUGGAAUGAGAAGUUAAUGUAUUUGGAAUGUUUACAUAGAACUGGUAGUUGUUAUGGCCUCAUUAUUCUAUGAAUCAUUAUACAAUGGGUGGGUCUAAUCCUGAAUGCUGAUUGGUUAAAACCGCAUUCCAGCCGGUGUCUAUUCCACAAGUUUCCACCGGCUAAAUCUAUGACGUUAAAAUGCCUAUUUACUCUGUUCCAUCUGACUGCAAAAUCCACUGUCUCAUCAGCCCAGCCAGGCACUUUAUGAACUUGAUCUCCACUAUAAAAAGCAUUAUCUUACAUUUCUUUUAGACUAACAUUUCGUUUUCAACAGCGGAGAUUUGUAUAAACCUUGUCUGUCUCUCCGACAUUUGCGACAUUGUGUCAAUAUUCAAAUUUGAUCUCCAGCUGUCCCAUAGUAAUGAACGUGUCGCGUGUUGGGACGAGACAGACAGGCAGGCAGCGUUUCUCAGCCAGUCGAAAUCAUGAAUCAGCUGGCAUCAUUUUAAUGGAUAUAUACAAAGAAAUGUCAAUAGAAAAAAGGUAAAACAAGCACCUAGUUUGCAGUCUUUCCAGCUUCAGUUUGAAGUGAUUGUAUUAGCUGUGUUGUUGGCUAGCUCCUCUGAACAACAGUGUCCUGAUGAGCGAGCACAUUUUCAGGCCAAAUCGCGCCUCAUUAGCUCAUUGUUAUGGAUGUACAGUACCAGUCAAAAGGUUGGACACACCUACUCAUUCAAGAGUUAAAAUUUUUUUUACAUUGUAGAAUAAUAGUGAAGACUUCAAAACUAUGAAAUAACAUAUAUGGAAUCAUGUAGUAACCAAAAAAGUGUUAAACAAAUCAAAAUAUAUUUUAUAUUUGAGAUUCUUCAAAUAGCCACCCUUUGCUUUGAUGACAGCUUUGCACACUCUUGGCAUUCUCUCAACCAGUGCUUUUCCAACAGUCUUGAAGGAGUUCCCACAUAUGCUGAGCACUUGUUGGCUGCUUUUCCUUCACUCUGCUGCCCGACUCAUCCCAAACCAUCUCAAUUGGGUUGAGGUCGGGGGAUUGUGGAGGCCAGGUCAUCUGAUGCAGUACUCCAUCACUCUCCUUCUUGGUAAAAUAGCCCUUACACAGCCUGGAGGUGUGUUGGGUCAUUGUCCUGUUGAAAAACAAAUGAUAGUCCUACUAAGCCCAAACCAGAUGGGAUUGCGUAUCGCUGCAGAAUGCUGUUAAGUGUGCCUUGAAUUCUAAAUAAAUCACAGACAGUGUCACCAGCAAAGCACCCCCACACCAUAACACCUCCUCCUCCAUGCUUUACGAUGGGAACUACACAUGCGGAGAUCCUCCGUUCACCCACACCGCAUCUCACAAAGACACAGCGGUUGGAACCAAAAAUCUCAAUUUUGGACUCCAGACCAAAGGACACAUUUCCACUGGUCUAAUGUCCAUUGCUUGUGUUUCUUGGCCCAAGCAGGUCUCUUCUUCUUAUUGGUGUCCUUUAAUAGUGGUUUCUUUGCAGCAAUUCGACCAUGAAGGCCUGAUUCACACAGUCCCCUCUGAACAGUUGAUGUUGAGAUGUGUCUGUGACUUGAACUCUGUGAAGCAUUUAUUUGGGCUGCAAUUUCUGAAGCUUGUAACUCUAAUGAACUUAUCCUCUGCAGCAGAGGUAACUCUGGGUCUUCCAUUCCUGUGGCGGUCCUCAUGAGAGCCAGUUUCAUCAUAGCGCUUGAUGGUUUUUGCGACUGCACUUGAGGAAACGUUCAAAGUUACCCCAUAAUGACAAAGCAAAAACAUGUUUUUAUAAAUUUUUGCAAAUAUCACAUUUACAUAAGUAUUCAGACAUUUUACUCAGUACUUUGUUGAAGCACCUUUUGCAGCGAUUACAGCCUCAAGUCUUCUUCGGUAUGACGCUACAAGCAUGGCACACCUGUAUUUGGGGAGUUUCUCCCAUUCUUCUCUGCAGAUCCUCUCAAGCUCUGUCAGGUUGGAUGGGGAGCGUCGCGGCACAGCUAUUUUCAGGUCUCUCCAGAGAUGUUCGAUCGGGUUUGGGCUCUGGCUGGGCCACUCAAGGACAUUCAGAGACUUGUCCCGAAGCCACACCUGUGUUGCCUUGGCUGUGUGCUUAGGGUCGUUGUCUUGUUGGAAGGUGAACCUUCGCCCCAGUCUGAGCACCUGAGCAUUCUGGAGCAGGUUUUCAUCAAGGAUCUCUCUGUACUUUGCUCCGUUCAUCUUUCCCUCGAUCCUGACUAGUCUCCCAGUCCCUGCCGUUGAAAAAUAUCCCCAUGCACCACCAUGCUUCACCGUAGGGAUGGUGCCAGGUUUCCUCCAGAUGUGACGCUUGUAAUUCAGGCCAAAGAGUUCAAUCUUGGUUUCGUCAGACCAAAGAAUCUUGUUUCUCAUGGUCAGAGUCCUUCAGGUGCAUUUUAGCAAAUUCCAAGUGGGCCGUCAUGUGCCUUUUACUGAGGAAUGGCUUCCGUCUGGCCACUCUACCACAAAGGCCUGAUUGGUGGAGUGCUGCAGAGAUGGUUGUCCUUCUGGAAGGUUCUCCCACCUCCACAGAGGAACUCUGGAGCUUUGUCAGAGUGACCAUCUGGUUCUUUGUCACCUCCCUGACCAAGGCCCUUCUCCCCCGAUUGCUCAGUUUGGCUGGGUGGCCAGCUCUAGGAAGAGUCUUGGUGGUUCCAAACUUCUUCAAUUUAAGAAUGAUGGAGGCCACUGUGUUCUUGAGGACCUUCAAUGCUGCAGAAAUUUUUUAGUAACCUUCCCCAGAUUUGUGCCUCGACACGAUCCUGUCUCGGACCUCUAUGGACAAUUCCUUUGACCUCAUGGCUUGGUUUUUGCUAUGACAUGCACUGUCAACUGUGGGACUUUAUAUAGACAGGUGUGUGCCUUUCCAAAUCAAGUCCAAUCAAUUGAAUUUACCACAGGUGGACUCCAAUCAAGUAGAAACAUCUCAAGGAUGAUCAAUGGAAACAGGAUGCACCUGAGCUCAAUUUUGAGUCUCAUAGCAAAGGGUCUGAAUACUUAUGUAAAUAAGGUAUUUCUGUUUUUUAAUACAUUUCAAAACAUUUCUAAAAACCUGUUUUUGCAUUGUCAUUAUGGGGUAUUGGAGGAAACCUGGCACCAUCCCUACAGUGAAGCAUGGUGGUGGCAGUAUCAUGAUGUGGGGAUGGAGGGGACCAAGAACCCAAUGGUCACUCUGACAGAGCUCCAGAGUUCCUCUGUGGAGAUGGGAGAACCUUCCAGAAGGACAACCAUCUCUGCAGUACUCCACCAAUCAGGCCUUUAUGGUAGAGUGGCCAGACGGAAGCCACUCCUCAGUAAAAGGCACAUGACAGCCCGCUUGGAGCUUGCCAAAAGGCACCUAAAGGACUCUCAGACCAUUAAAAACAAGAUUAUCUGGUCUGAUGAAACCAAGAUUGAACUCUUUGGCCUGAAUGCCAAGCGUCACGUCUGGAGGAAACCUGAUACCAUUCCUACGGUGAAGCAUGGUGGUGGCAGCAUCAUGCUGUGGGGACAUUUUUCAGCGGCAGGGAAAGAUGAACGGCGCAAAGUACAGAGCGAUCCUUGAUGAAAACCUGCUCCAGAGCGCUCAGGACCUCAGACUGGGGCGAAGGUUCACCUUCCAACAGGACAACUACCCUAAGCACACAGCCAAGACAACGCAGGAGUGGCUUCGGGACAAGUCACUGAAUGUCCUUGAAUGGCCCAGCCAGAGCCCAAACUUGAACCCGAUUGAACAUCUCUGGAUAGACCUGAAAAUAGCUGUGUAGCGACGCUCCCCAUCCAACCUGACAGAGCUUGAGAGGAUCUGCAGAGAAGAAUGGGAGAAACUCCCCAAAUACAGGUGUGCCAAGCUUGUAGCGUCAUACCCAAGAAGACUUGAGGCUGUAAUCGCUGCCAAAGGUGCUUCAACAAAGUAUUGAGUAAAGGGUCUGAAUACUUAUGUAAGUGUGAUAUUUGCAAAAAUUUAUAAAAACCUAUUUUUGCUUUGUCAUUAUGGGGUAUUGUGUGUAGAUUGAUGGGGGGGGGGACAAUUUAAUCUAUUUUAGAAUAAGGCUGUAAUGUAACAAAAUGUGUAAAAAGUCAAGGGGUCUGAAUACUUUCUGAAUGCACUGUACACCUUAAAUUGUAAAAUGACAUUAUGUUUUGUGCUUUGAUGAUUUGUGUCUUGGGAUUAAGCCGAUAUGGGCUGGGCAGUAGGCACCAAAUGGUGUAUGACACUGAAAUAAAAUCAGUCAAUCAAAUAUCGACACAAUCACACACAUUCAAUGCACAUUGUCCCCCUGCUUCUUUGGUUAACUAAAUGCAUCUGCUCUUUGCAAUGUGUUUGUGUUCAUCUCUGUUCUACGCAGGGUUUGAACUGCAGAGUUGUGGUUCAGAUGGUCAGUAACGUCAAGGCCCUUCACAGUGAGACAGAGCUGCUACUGGCAGGCAAGAUGUGUCUGGUAAGUCUCAAAGCUGUUGUCUGCCUGUGUAGGUGCAGCUGCAUGUGUGCGUUUGUGUGUGUGUGGCGGUUAUGUUUUUGUAACCGAGUAUGUCUUCUCAGCAGUUGGACCCUCCUCAGAAGGAGCAGUUGACUGGAGCCCUGGGCACUGUGGCCCAGCAGCUACUCAGACUGCCAGACAUACCCUGGCUGGGUCAGCUCAUCGAACCUGGGGAUGAUGAGGUAGAUCUAGAUGCUACCACACACACUAUUCACACCAGCCACUUACCUCAGUGUUUUUCAAUCUUAGUCCUAGGGACCCAAAGGGGAGUACAUUUUAGUCCCAGUCUAGUAAUACCAAACCUGAUUUAACCCAUUACACUUAUUGGAAUUGGCCUAUAUGGAUAGGGCUACAUUGAAAUGUUUCUUACAGAAGUUGAAAUAUGAAAAGCACCUAUAACCAUGGUAAAAAUUAAAGGGAACAGUUUGGAGAUUAUGGGAAAAUUAUUAGACUAAAGAUGAGAACACAACAGUUCACCUGACACAAGACUGAAUCCAAACAUUACACUGUUGAUUUUAUGUGCAUUUGUAGUUGUUUUCUUUGGAACACAGCCCUACAUCCCCACCUUUACACAACUACAGUUGUUGUUUCCACAAUCCAAAAAGCGGUCCAUUAUAAAUCGCAAUCUGGUCAGGUGGGCAUAAUUUGAAAGCUUGUUCUAUUGCCAAAAUGACUAGCUAAAUUAUCAAAUACGAUUUUACAGUGUUAGGCUUUCACUUGGAGGCCACUUCUUGUUGCGUGUGGUGCUCAAGUUCAGAACAGCUGUCAUCAAAACCCAUACAGCGAUGUGAAGCACAGAGCCUGAGCUCUGAUGUCAUGUAUAGCAUGCCACUGUGUUCCAAUUUAGGCACUUAUCAGUGUCCAAAUCUGCAAUUUUGUAAAGGGCUAACUAAUCAAGGUCUUGAUGAUUGAUUAAUUGAAUCAGGUCGGUGUGUUAGUGCUAGGCUAGAGUAAAACUGUUCAACUCUGUAGUCCAUAGUACUGGACAGUCUAUAUCACCCAAUGUCUAACCUGUCUUUCUGCAGGGACACCUGACGGAUUUCUCCAAGCGUAGCCGCAGUGCCAAGUUCCGUCUCGUCCCCAAGUUCAAGAAGGACAAAAACAACAAGAACAAGGAGGCCUGUGCCACUCUCACACUGCCAGGUACUAUCUACCUCUCUCUCUCACAGCAAUUAAUCUGGAACACUCUGGGUUAAAUCAUGUUUGGACAAUGACAAUUCAUGGUCAACACUCUUUGAAAAUCACAUUCAAUUCUUUCUGAGGUCGCCACAAACUUCCACACGCCACCGAUCUCUCUGAUCGUUUAACCAAUCAGAAAAUACCUUUGUUCUGAUUGGCUAUCAUAAGCAGAGCUCCUGGCCCAGUGGCUCCAGGUAGAAGUCUACCCGUUUACGCAGAUCUUUAAUCAGCUUACCCUGAUCUUAACUUUAACCAUUCAAAGUUAAAAAACACAAAACUGACCUUAGAUCAGCAUCUUCUGACAACCUGAUCUUACCCUGGCCCAGUGUGUUUAUGGUCUGGAGUAGGUCGAAGUUCCCCCUAACCACUGAUACAGGGUCAUAUAUUUUCUCAUCCCCCUAAUGGUUAAAAUUAGGUUUGGGGGUAAGGUAUUCUGAGCCUUGAGCUAUGUUUAAGGGCAACUUUUACCUGGAGCUCUGUGGUCCAGAGAGUGAUCUGGAGUAGGUCAGAGUUUCCCCUAACCAUUGAUACACGGUCAGAUUUUCUAUCAUCCCUGUAAUGGUCAACGUUAGAAUUGAGGGUAGGUUCAUCUGAUCCUAGAGCUGCGGUUAAGGGCUAUGGCAGGGUUGUGGCGUCUCUCUGUCCGUGGUGUGGUUGGGGGUCUGAAGGGGGUCUUGCUUUCUGCAGUGCACCAGUGGGGCACAGAGGAGGUAGCCGCCUGGCUGGAGCUCAUCUGUCUCACCGAGUACAAGGAGAUCUUUAUUGGGCACGACGUGCGCGGCGCCGAGCUGCUGCACCUGGAGAGGAGGGACCUCAAG